AUGUCUCCAGAGGCCUCCAGCAACAUUCGGGUCUUUAUCCGCUGGCACGACCAGACUGUCUUCGCUGGCGAGGAGAUCAAGUGCACCAUCACCUUCAAGAACAUUGCCCGCGAUCCCAGCCAACAACGACAGUCCCAGCGACUCGCACCUACCGACCGCCCGAGGCAUGUGUCGCCAUUGCUGAGAGGCAAAUCCAGCGCCGGCUUAACCCCGCCGAACUCUGCUCAAACACGCGGUCACCGAUCCGCCCUGUCACUCAAUGUACCAGCCGCCCAGGCGCGAAGCCGCGCAGGCUCCAUACCAUGGCCGUCGUCGCAUCCCCCUAACGCCCUCGAAAAUCGCGGCAAUGGGCACAAGAAGUCCGUCUCCAUUGUAUCGAUUGGCUCCACGAGCACGAUACACGAUGACAGCCAGAGCAAUGCUGGUUCUGUCAAGUCGCACCGGUCUGGUCGCGGGCAUGCGCGAGCCUCCAGUCUCCAGAUCGUCCCUCGCGGAACUGCCCUGGGUCUGGGGCUUACCGCGCCUCACUCUGGUCAGUGUCUUGCCGCUUUCUGUUGA
Molecule: messenger RNA, 558 nt
Organism: Colletotrichum spaethianum
Lineage: Eukaryota; Fungi; Ascomycota; Sordariomycetes; Glomerellales; Glomerellaceae
Exons: 1
Coding region: 1-558 (185 amino acids)
Source: RefSeq, a predicted model, not a curated record